AUGACAAGUACUGGACAAUAUCCGGAACCAUGGAAAAGCACAGCAGCAACUUUAUUUAAUCCAUAUUUAAAUAUAAAUGAAGUGCCGAAUUCCACUCGUCAACACUCUGUUCGUACACGUGUAUUAACACCAACUCGACAUUCUCGAGCUCCACCAGAAAGUCUUGUUGAAGCAGGAAAUUUAAAAGAAACAACAUCAGAGUCAGUAAAAAGACCAAACUCAAAAAGAUUUCCAAGUCAACAUGCAGCUGAGGAAGUUUCUAUUUAUGUUCAACAAAUGAUUCAUAAUCAAUUUUGUGGUCGAAGUGGAACACCAGGUGACUUAAGAUAUGAUGAUCAAAAAAUAAGACGUGCAUUGAGUACACCAACUAGUAGAAUAACAAUUAAAAAAAGAAUUUCAUCAAGCAAACAACGAUCACGAGUGUCUGAAUAUGCAUUAGAUGACUUUUUUAAUACAGCUGAUGAACAAAUCUCACGUAUGACAUCAAUGAUGCCGGGGCGAGAAUCAAGUUUUAGUGAAAAUUAUUUUCAAUGGGAAGAAAGUCCUAUACAUAGAACAAAGAUUGGUGAACGUUUAACAUUGGCAGAUAUGUGUAAUAUAGCUUCUAAUGUAGGAGAUAAAAUGAGUCAGAGUAAAGAAAAGGUUGGUCUUGAAGCAAUACGUGGUUUUCGUUUACCAUCUGCUCGAUUAACUUAUGAACCAUAUGAAUAUCAUCCAAUCGAAGCACCAAUUUUACUUGGUCAACAACAUAUUGCCACUGAUCGAAUUCGAUUAAAUGAUAUUCUAACAGAUGAUAAUUAUUCAAAUGCACCAAUGAUUGAAAUAGUUAGUAGUGAUCUUAUGGAUGAUAAAGGAUCACGAGUUAGUCGUACUCAUUUAAAAUCAAGCACAACAAUAACAACAACAUCAAAAAUUAAUGAAUUCAAAGAUUGGAGAGGAAAAAUUAGUCAACCGAAUUUACCUGAUGUUCGAAAUCGAUCAAGACGACAACAUUCAGCAUCAGUUAUAUCUCCUCAACGACCUUGUACAGCUGCAAGUAAUUUUUCAAAAUCUCGACCUGAAUCAUCUGGUAGUUUACUUAUUAAUGAUUCUCAAAAAGAAGAAGUUGAUAUUCCAUCAGCAUCAUCAGAAAAAAUGAUUAUUGCACCAGUUACUUCAGUAUUAAAAAAUCCAUCAAAUAAUAAACAACGACAAAGAAGUUAUCCACUCAAUGUUCGUAUUGAUGAAACGAAUGUUAAACAGAAUACAGAUACAAAUCAAACUGAUCGAGCUCAAAGUAGUGAAAGUGCUGAAAAUUCAAUUGAUCCACCCUGUUUAAGUCUUGGAAGUGAAAAUAAUGACGAAAUAUUAAAAACAAGAGAAAUAAAUCCUCAUUCAACACCAGUUCCAAUGUUAUCAACAAGUACAACACCAUUUACAAUGUAUACAAAUGAUUCACAAGCUCGUGAAAAUCUUUCACCAGAUCCAUUAUCAAAUAAACGAAAUUAUAAACUCAUUCGAAGUUCAUCAAAACAAAUUUACCGAACAAUACCUGAAACAAAUCAAAAUUUAAAUAGAAAUCAAACAACUGAACAAUUAACACAAUUAACACUUUCACAAUUAGAACUUUUAGAAAAUUAUGAUCCGAUGAUAAGUGCCAAAAUAGGUAUUCCAUUUAUUCCUGUUCAAAUGUUAGCAAGACCACGUGAGGCUAAUCAAUCUGCUAAACUUUCUGUCGAUCAAAUACAACGAAAUUAUCCAAAAAAAAAUGGCCAACCUGUAUUUGAACCACGUGCAUCUCGUUCUUGUCAUAGGUUAAUUGAUAUAUCUCAAACACUUCAAUUAACAAAAUCAAAACGAAUACGUGUUGAAAGACAAACAACAUUUGAAAAACCCGAAAAUGAAGCAUCUAUUGAAGAAUCUAUUCAAAUAAAACCAUUAGAAAAUCCAAAUCGUUUAGUCAUAUCACUUUAUUCUCCAUCUGAACAACAGUCAUUUGUUAAACAUACUAAUUCAAUAAGAACAUCAUCAAAAGCAUGUCCAAGUCAAUUAGAAGAUAUUUCAACUUUCGUUAAUUCAACUGAUCCACAAGCAAAUCCUUCUGAUCAAUUGAAAGAUGAACAACGAAUGGAAUAUAAUUUAAGUGUCCUUAAUAUUCGAACACAACAAGAAGUUGAUCAAAUGCGUCAACGAAGAAAAUCCAAUCAAAGACGUCUUGUAUUUCCAACUUCUAUAAUAACCAGUUCAAAUAUGCUUUCGUCUCGUAAUCGACAUAUGAAACAACAAGGGAGACCAAUUCCAAGUGUAUUUCUUACACAAGAUCCUGAUGAAUAUAAUUAUUCAACAUCGAUUUACCGGCAAGCAAGAAAUGAUGUCGAUGUAAAACGUGCAUUUAAAGGAUUUGUUGUUGAAAAUAUUCAAAAGAAAUUAUCUGCUAAUGAAAGAGAAAAAUGUGAAGAAGAACAAAAAGCUGCAAUUAAAAUUCAACGAGCAUAUCGAGAACAUUUAAAUCGACGAAAACAAAUUGAAAAUCGUCGUCCAUCAGCAAGUAAAAGACGUGAAGAAGAACGUGAUCAUCGAAGAAUUCUUUCUGCUAAACGAGCACAAUAUGUUGAACAACAAUUAAUUGAAGAAACAAGAAUUCGAGAUGAAAAUAAAGAAUAUAAAAAAAUGCUUGAUAAUACAGGACCAUCUCUUCAAAUAUUUGCAAAUUUUAAUCAAGUCGAUGCACAAUUUUCUAAAUUGACACUUAAUCGAGCUGCAACAUGUAUUCAACGAUGGUGGAGAGGAUUUAUUGUUAGACAUAGAUGGAAUUAUUUAAAAAAAGAAGUAUCUAAUUUUGGUAUAACAUGGUUUGAAUUUUCUUCUCGUUAUCGUCAAGUUGUUCAACGUAUUCAAAAAAUGCGUCAAUCAGAAUAUAAAAAAUUUAUAUUUAAUAUGGACCAAGCAAGAGAUUUUCUUACUACUGAAAAAAAAUUAAUAACUAUUUAUAAAGCACUUUCCUUUAAUGAUAAAUUAGAUGAAAAUGAAUUAGAAAAAUUCUUUGAAUGUUGUGAUUUAUCAGCAACACCUGAUGAAAUAAAAGAAGCUUUAAUAGGUGUUCUUCAACAUUAUCCACAACAGAAAAAUGAUUCAUUAACAAAAGAAAUCAUAUUUGAUGUUGUUUAUUAUAUAUAUCCACCAACAGCAACUGGUCUUCAGACAUCAAGAAAAUCAACUUGGGUUCGACCAAUUAUUGAUGGAGAAGAUGAAACGGCUAUUCAAGGUAACAUAUACAGCGAUCUUUUUCUUGAUCUAUUUUAA
Molecule: messenger RNA, 3282 nt
Organism: Rotaria sp. Silwood2
Lineage: Eukaryota; Metazoa; Rotifera; Eurotatoria; Philodinida; Philodinidae
Source: the annotation of a GenBank genome assembly